CCAUGUGUUUGAGCAACAUUCAUUACAACUUUAAUACAGUGAUGAGAACAAUCAAGAACAACAGUUUUUAACAAAAAAAAUGCUCUCUCCUAACCGGCAUUUCUCCUCCUUCUCUCAUCUCAAAGUUACAGUAACAGUAAUAGUUCAGUCUCGUUUUUCUCCGGCGGUCGCUGACUCAUCGUCUCUGUUCUUUCCUUUGAUGUCUUCUAAUGUUCUCUCCUUCUGUUGUCUCUUUCCGUUUUCUUCUUCAGCUACAGAUUCAGGUCGUUUCGUCUCAGAUCCGGGUUCUGGUGCUCCUCUAGUGGGGCUAUGGGUGGUGGUGCUGCUUGAGGAUGGCGGUGGCGGUUUCUAGGCUGCAAUGCAGGUUGCCCUAGGGUUUUCUUCCGGUCCAUUUUCCAUGUACCUCGUUAUGGCGUCAUGUCGAGCCGAAGUUGUGUGCGAUGGUAGUUUUGUUUAGAUCUGAUAUAUAGCGAGUCAAAGAUCUUUCUCCUCUAGCUCCUCUGGUGGUCUCUGGAUGAGGCGUCUGGGUUCGUCGAUUGUCGGGUUGUGUCUCGAUUUUCAGGUUUUCCCAGUGGCAACGUGUGGUAGGAGUGUGUGGAUUGAACGGUGCGUUGUGGUAGUGCGUGUCACCGGAAAUGCUUAUUUUGCUCUGAUUAAUGAGCUAAUCCAAUGUUCCGGUGAUUUUCCUUGUCCACUCCUUGGAGUUUUUGGUGUCUCCAUGCGGCAGUGGGUCACUCGGUUCUGUGCGGUCUUCUCCCUCUAUAUGUGGGUUCGGUUCAAUGGGUGUAGACGGUCCCAAGGGGUCGGGUCUGAAGAAGACAUUCUUCAGGUCUGCUUUUCGAACGACGGCAUCGUCGCAUGGACACUUGCUCUCGUGCCUUCAGGGGUGAAUAUGUCUGGUGUUUUUGGUAGGUCCAUGCUUUGAUUCUUCAGCCAGUUUGUGGUUUGUGUUGGGUUGAGUUUCGGAAGAUGCAUGAUCCGUAGCUUCUAAGUUUGAGGGUGCCUAUAUCUCGGCUCGUGGCAACUAUCUCCUGUCUCCGGCCACGAGCCUUUCCAGCUUGCUUUGGUCUUUACCCGAUCCACGCUUAGCUGGUUGCUAGUCUAGCUUUCUUGCUAUGGUUUCUUGUCAAUGUCGUUUUUGUUAUAUUGCGUAAUUUAAUUUUCAUAUUUCGCUAUUUGUUAUCUUUGUAAUUGCAGUCAAAAAAUUGAAAAUUUGGUUUAAUUUAACAUAUUACCAAAAAAAAAUUAAUAGUGUUAGAAAAAUAU
This is a messenger RNA of Raphanus sativus (radish), 1266 nucleotides long. RefSeq lists its product as uncharacterized. The transcript has 2 exons. The coding region runs from base 515 to 925 and encodes 136 amino acids. NCBI's taxonomy places the organism in Eukaryota, Viridiplantae, Streptophyta, Magnoliopsida, Brassicales, Brassicaceae. The record is from RefSeq and is a predicted model, not a curated record.